AUGACGCGUGACAUUGCUUGGGACGCCGCUCUCGCGCUCGUACGCUGGCAACACACCCGCCGCGACUACGGCAGCGACACUGCAUUGCUCGAAACCGGCCUCUCGCUUCUGCAGCCCGAUGCCGACCUCCAGCUCGGUCUACAGAGUCCGCUAAGCCGUGUCGAGUGCGCUUUCAAUCUACCGAGACAGCGCAUUGUGUCCGAGGCGCUGCAGUUUGCUGUGUUUCUUAUCACGAAAGCCAAGCGAGACGACGACGACAUCCGGCACAUGGAGAAGACGCGUUUGGCGCUGCGACUGCUGCAACUGGCGCUUAACGCACUCGUUGUCAACGGCGAUGCGGAGCUCGCGACGUUGUCACUAAAUUCGUGCAAUCUGCUGCUGUCUGCGCUGGCUGAGACGCUCGAGAAGGGGCUUCAGAAGUACGAGAUACUGCAGACAGUCAAGGCCGUUCUUUUCUACCUCUUUACGCUGCCUGGUGAUCUCUCGAAGGCUACGUCAGCCACGUUUCAGAUGUAUCGCCCUCCUACCAACGUGUUUGCCGAAUUUUUAAGGCGAGCACUAACUGCUUCAUUCAAGUCGAUCACGCAGCUACAAGACGCUGAUCAUGAAGCGACUCCGAGUGCGGAGCAAGAGAAAGUCUACGUGAAUGUGGUGCAUGCGUCGCUGUUCGUCUUCCAGGAGCUUCAAAAGACGCAGACAAACAAGAAGAAGGUUUUCCUGGCCAUUGCCAAGACGUCGUUGAGAGAUUUCGUGAGUUAUCGGCACUCUCUGGUAAGGCUUCAGAAACGAGGAGUGGCCGGCGUUGACGCUGUGAGGGCUCUGCUGGACCACAUCGUGGCCGACGCGCUAUUCGAUAGUGAACACAUUUGUCAGUUUGACGGCGCUAUGGUGCAUGCCACUGUAUGGCAGAAAGGACGUAAGGAUGCUGCACAGAAAGAGCUCGAUGACAAGAAGUCGCAGAAGCGACGAAAAGCAGCGGAAGGCGCAAAGCCAUUGUCGGGAUUGGUGUCCUACCAGAAGAAUCUGUUCGAUGGACUAUUAAGCUUACUGUCUGACGGGCAAGUGCAAUCAGAGGUCAAGAUCUCUCUCAGUGAAUUCUUUGAGAUGCUUGUGCGCGCUUUCACUGUUCGUAUCCGCGCAGCCGCCAGCACUAAGAUCGAAGACACGAAAACAGAUGUGAAGACAAGUCGAAAGCGCGCGGCUAUUGUCAUUGCUACUACGUCGACGACGCACUCGCCCUUCAAGUUCUGGUCGGAAUUGUGUGCAGUGGCGUAUUUGGCUUUUCAGCGGGAGGUGCAAAAGAACGAUGUUUUGCUGGUAUUCGUGAGCCUUUACGAUGCUUUGUUUCGAGCGUUGUGCGAAUACGACGUCUAUCGUGUGACAGAAGACACGGAAGAACGUGAGCAAUUUAAGACGAUGGAGACUGUGCUUUCUUCAUUUUUGGAGGUGCUGAACGUAGAGAAUGGCAUUCGAACUUUUUCCGAUGGUGAUCUUGCUGUGGGCGAGUGCAACACUAUCUCGAGUGCAGUGCAGUGUUCACCCAACCUUGUGAACUGUUGUCUCGUUUUAAUUUUUACGUUAUUUGGAAUGCGGGCUGAACAAAGCUACGCUGCUAACAAGUUUGAGGACGGUAAGGGUGCGAUUGUUGUGGCAGCUAGCUGUGCCGUACUUGAGCUGCUUCAUGCGUACGAUUCUAUGCGUCGUUUGGAUGCAUUCCUGCAAGCUGCUUUUGCGAUUCAGCAAGGUCAUGAAGGUUUAUACAAGCUCCUUGCGCUUCCUCUGUGCGAGACUGCUCUUCGUAAAGCGUUUGUGGCUCUGCCGCCCGGUCAAACGGCCAUUAUAUGGAAACAACUCGUGGAGCGAAUCGCGUCGUUUGCAACAAGUAGGGACAACGUCCAUAAUGCUCGGCAAGUUGCGGUUGUGCGCUUAGUCUUCCAGACCUUUGUCCAGGAAAUUCACGUGGUACCUCAGAAUCGCUCUAUAGUGUUAGGACUCGUACUCCAUACGUACGAACAACUGCUGUCUUCGUUCGCAAGCGAACUAGCACACACGAAGGGUCCAUUCACGUCCUAUCAGCGCGAUUUGUUUUGCAUAUUCGGAGAGUUGUUGAUAUAUGACUCCGUACUUAGUGCCUCUAUGCGCGAGCAAACGUUUGGCCAAAUAUUUGACAAGCUGGAGGGCAACCGAUUCGGCAAUGCUAUGGAACAUCUCUUGGGCACUUGUCAGUCAAGAAGAGAAGGAUUAAAGAAGAAGGGCAGGAAAGUGGGGGCUGUCGAUAGCGAAACGAUGGCUCUAAGCACUAGUCACGGUCUUGGUGCUAUUGGGAUUGUGAAACUAUGUGUAUAUUGGCUGCGGAAUAUAAGAGCAUUGAGUGGAGUAGCAGAAUACGAUGGCAAGGUCUCUCGCGAGGGACGGGAGAAGGUAACUCGUUUGGUUGUCGAGUAUGUUGUCAACUGGAAAUGUUGGGAUGCAGUGAGUUUUCAUCUGCCUGAACUAAUGGCCAACGCGAGUCGGGAUGAAUGUGUACACUUCUUUCGCGAAAUACUGGGUACUUACAUCACCGAUACCGUAUCAGGGAGGACAAAAGGUGCAGCCGAGCUCAUCAUUCGUGACGCGGGAUUCUAUGAAAUCUCAAGCCUCAGGAGUGUCGCGCCGGACUCACUGACUACGUUUGGAAGGCGCUUUGUAGACGAAGUCCAGCGCGAAUCUGUCGUAUCUUUGGACUCAACGCGCCACUUUUUCAGCUUUUUGUUGGAAAUUCCGUCGACUUAUUUGGAGCCUCACUAUUGUGGAGAGCUGCUCGUGACUGCUCUUACUCUGUACCGCGCGAUCAUUGCAUCUCCGGGCUAUGCUAUUUGCAGAGCAGAGGUCUGUCGGACUUUGCUGGCUUGGAUUGAGCUGCACUUCAAGGCUAUAGGUGUUGAGGUAUAUAGGUUGCGGAAGACUCAGCCAAAGUUGGACGAGCAGCUACGUAGCGGGGCGUCAUUUCUUAUCUCUCAACUUGCGGUAGACGACGCUGUCAGUGUAUCGCUAGUUGCCGAAGUGCUCGGAACUUAUUUAGAGGUGGGUUCCAGCGCUUUUGUCAAAGAGCUGCUUGACAAUGCUUUGGACACUGAGAAUGUUAAGGCGGAAUACGCAGACAAGGUGAUGAAAAAAGUGAAGCGCGCGGUCAUGGUUGUGCAAGCUCUGGCUGCUUGCCGACCUUCGCCGAAUAAUUCAGAGGACGAGCAGAAGUUUGUCAAAAGGGUUCUCGGCGUCGUUACUCACGAGAAAGUGUGCGAUACGACAAGUAGUGCGUUGGCAUUUGAUACGCUCACUGCCCUUCUUCGGUACGAGUCGGCACUGCACAAACUGGCGCGACAAGACAGAAAUAUGCCGACGGCGGCAGUCGAAAGUCUAGCAUCGCAAUUACUCGUGAAGCACGUUGGUUGUGCUUUAGCAGCUUCAAUGAAGCUAAUCGGCGAAUCUGUGGACGAUGCCGAGCUUCAGGACGCAGCUUGGGCUUUUUUCACCGGAUUUUGUGAGGAGUACGCUUCAUUUCGCGCGUUUGUGACGCCUUUGAAGACGUACGGAUGUCUGUUGGCUGUGUCUCUUUCGCUCGUUUCGCGCAACACCAGCCUUCUGCUCAGACACGAGAACGCAAAAGUAUCGGCGUUACAAGCGGUAAUAGCCAAUGCAAAUCGGGACGAAUUUCGUCUGCUACUUUCGACUCUUGUACAAGAGCUUGUUGCACGUGAACACCAACGGAAGCUAAGUGCACUGCGCGCCCUAUGCUUGCUUUUAGGCGGGGAACGAAAGUUUAACGCGUCACGACGGCUGUGUUUGAAUGAGCACAAAGAAUCAAUUGUUGAGGCCUUGCUCCAGGACUUUGCUGCCCAGUCGUUGACUAUCGGAACCUUGUCCUUAGAUGUUAUCGACAGCGCCAAUGCCCUUCGCGUGUGGAAUCUGAAGGCCUUCGUGCUGGUGUUUUCGAGGGCUGGGCUUUAUACUUGGAAAACGUACGAACUGCAACAUGUAUUCACGGGCUUUCAGCCUUUGUUGGCGGCAGUAUCGUGCUGGCAAGCGGGGGCUAGCACAUAUCAGCCCCAAGAGCUGCAUGAGUUGUGGACGCUUUCGUACACGCUACUGUUGCGUAUCGUGCGAACUCAUUUUGUGACGUUGGUGGACAGCAUUCCACAACUUGUUCAGGCGUCGAACGCACUUCUUCAGAUGUUAGUGCUGGCCUCUGCACACACGGAGUAUUCGCAGCAUUGCUCCGAGUGGAGCUCAAACCUGGCGCGUUUGUACGGGUACAUGAAAGAGCACGAUGUUCAGUUGCGCAAGUACGUCACCUAUCUCUUGAUGGCGUUUCUUGUGGGUGUGUCACGGGAUAAGCUGUCCGUGCGCUAUCAGCAAAUGUUACGCCCUGGUGUGUUUGCACUGCUGGAUGUGUGUUCGCCGUAUGAGAAGGAGCAGCUUUUCGGGGCAUUGGACUCGACUGGCAAGUCGCUGCUGAAAACUCUGGACACAAACUAUAAACUUACACAUCGCUACGUGGGCAAGGUCUAG
Hyaloperonospora brassicae is the source of this 4548-nucleotide messenger RNA. NCBI's taxonomy places the organism in Eukaryota, Oomycota, Peronosporomycetes, Peronosporales, Peronosporaceae. The record is from the annotation of a GenBank genome assembly.